Mya arenaria is the source of this 2166-nucleotide messenger RNA. Its product is annotated as putative ammonium transporter 1. The record is from RefSeq and is a predicted model, not a curated record. Lineage: Eukaryota; Metazoa; Mollusca; Bivalvia; Myida; Myidae. Gene Ontology annotation, biological process: ammonium transmembrane transport; ammonium homeostasis. Bases 348 to 1895 code for a protein of 515 amino acids. Gene Ontology annotation, cellular component: membrane. The transcript has 12 exons. Gene Ontology annotation, molecular function: ammonium channel activity.
UCCUGAGCGUGGACAUUUUGUUAUUCACGAUUAAGCGUUGCAUUAAAGUUAUUAUAGAUCCUUUGUAAAGCUUUAAGACAGAACUUUGCCUUUGACGCACCAGUAACCAGCAGUCUUUCGUUUUGAAAACUAGCCUAAAUAGCGGACAAAUCGACGGUCCAUCAAUUAACAGCCUAACUAAGUGAUUUAAAAUAUAUCGGAUGUAUAUUUCUCUGUGAAUUUAAACUGUAGUUGUUGCCUAGAAGCGUCAAAAAUUUAACACGAAAGGCUGAAAGGGGUUAACUUUGUAAAACGUGUCCAAAGUGUUUAAACUGUUUAGUAGUAGAGUGUGGCCGCAAAAGGUGGAUAUGGAUAACUUGACUUCCGGUUCCGGGUCAACGGGGCCAGAGCCCCUCGAAGAAAACUUGGACCAGUUCUUCCUAAUUAUCAUGGGAAUGUGCAUAUUGUUUAUGCAAUGUGGAUUCGCCUUUCUAGAAGCAGGAGCGGUUAGAAGCAAAAACGUCACGAACAUCCUCAUCAAAAACGUCUUUGACUCAUUUGUAUCUGGAGUGGCAUACUGGAUUUUCGGCUACGCGUUCGCGUUCGGCAAGGGGAACCAGUUCAUUGGCUACACUCAUUUCGCCUCCCACGAGCUACCGGAUACGGAAUACGCCACAUUUUUCUUCCAGUAUACGUUCGCCGCCACCGCAGCAACCAUCGUUUCCGGUGCCGUCGCUGAGCGCUGCGAGUUUUUGGCCUACUUUAUUUAUAGUUUCUUUAUAACAGGUUUCAUCUACCCGGUUGUCACACACUGGCUAUGGGGUGGUGGUUUCCUGUUCACCGGCGUGGACUACGAGGGGGACAUUGGCGUCAUUGGCUACCAGGAUUUUGCCGGAAGUGGUAUCGUGCACGUGCUUGGCGGUACGUCCGCGUUCGUGGGUGCAGCGCUGUUGGGGCCGCGGAUCGGGCGCUUCCACCGACAGACAAAAACUGUGAUGCAGCUGCGCGGUCACUCAGUUCCGAUUGCUGCGCUGGGUGGUUUUAUCCUGUUCUUUGGUUUCCUGGCGUUUAACGGCGGCUCGCAGUUGGCAAUCAGUAAUGAAGGGGACGGAGCAGCCGUCAGUCUCGCCGUGGUGAACACUAUCAUAUCAGCUUCGUUUGCAGCCUUUUCUUCGCUUGUCAUUAACCGGUCGCCGCUGUUUGGCAACAAAUCAUGGAGUCUCCUCAUUACCAUUAACGGCGCACUCACUGGCAUGGUGGCGGCGUGUGCCGGAUGUAACGUCUACUAUCCGUGGGGCGCCUGUAUCCUAGGCGUUAUUUCUGGUAUCGCCUUCCACUUGUGGUCGUGGAUCGUCCGGAAGUUAGGGGUCGACGACCCACUGGACGCUGUAGCAGUACAUUACGGCGGCGGCUCAUGGGGUGUGAUCGCGCUGGCCUUCCUGCACAAGGAGCAGGGUAUCCUCAUGAACUGGGACCAGCGAUCUGGACUGGUAUUUGCGUGGCAGCUAGCGGGUCUGGCGGUAAUCACGGCAUGGGCGGGCUUGAUGUCGCUGCUGAUGUUCGGAACACUUCGGCUUUUCAAAGCGUUACGGGUACCCGAGGACAUCGAAGUCAGGGGUCUUGACAUUCCUAAACACAACGAGCCGGCGUACCCGGUAGAGGCGUACGGACACGGACAUAUUGAGAAGAUCCUACAGAUGCUGGACAAGGCCGGACCGGUCAAGGUCACGCAGGCAUUCGAAAGACUUAACAGUGGCGAUGGUCAGACCAACUUUGGCUACGCAGACGUUGCUGACGGUGGCUGCUAUGAAAGCCCCGAGGUUCGGCACGCCCUCGCGCAUAUGGCGACAAACGGCACUAGUGGCACCGAGAACUCCAAUACAGUGCGUCCAGCACACGCGGAAGUGAAGAUGUAACUGCCGCUAGGGAUGGCGGAUGACAAAAACCUUCGACCGUGUAUAUUAUUUAAUAAACUGUUGUGUUCGUAACGAUUAAUUUUGUAUUGUUAAACCGUGCUUAUCAAAAACAGUUUGUGAUUGUAACUUUGAAUGUUGUUGUUGAUUUUUUUUUAAAUUAGAGAUUAUAGUAACAUAUUGCUAGUAAUUAGAAUCUCAUGCCAAAAUCCCUUCAAAUGUACCUUAUAAUUAUAAAAUGUAUUGAAAUAAAUAAUUAAACAUAUGAAAUUGG